This is a messenger RNA of Eimeria acervulina, 849 nucleotides long. RefSeq lists its product as hypothetical. Lineage: Eukaryota; Apicomplexa; Conoidasida; Eucoccidiorida; Eimeriidae. The coding region runs from base 1 to 849 and encodes 282 amino acids. The record is from RefSeq and is a predicted model, not a curated record. The transcript has a single exon.
AUGCAGCUGCAGAACGCCACCACUCGCUGCUCCUCUGCAGCAACAAAGGCGAAGCCCUGUCUCUUGCAGGAGCAGCAGCAGCAAAUGCUUGCUGCUGUUGCUGCUGCUGCUGCUGCUGCUGUUGGUGCCCCAGAGAAAGCAGCACCAGCACCAGCAGAAGCAACAGCAGCAGAAGAAGCACCAGCAGCAACAGCAGCAGCAGCAACAGCAGCAGCAGCAACAGCAGCAACAGAAAAAGGAGCAGCAGCAGCAGCUCUAACCGCAGCAGAUGAUAUCUUGAUAGACACCGUGGAGCCGUUGCUUUGGCAGCUGCAGCAGCAGGUGCUUCAGCAGCAGCAGCAGGCAGCAGCAGCAGCAGCAGCGACUGAAGCCCUGCAAAAUCUAUGUAGCAGCAGCAGCCACAGCGGCAGGUGCAGCAGCAGGUGCUGCAGCAGCAACAGCAUCAGCGCGACCAGCAGCAGCAGCAGCAGCAGCGGCAGCAGCAGAGAUAACAGCAACACGAACACUGCAAGGACGGCACCAGCAGUAGCUCCGUGUGCAGCAGCACUUUGUGCUGCCACUGUGUCUUUGCUGCAGCGCGACGCAGCCUUUAAGCUGCAGCUGCUGCAGGAGGUCGCAGCAGCGGCAGCAGCAGCAGCAGUAGAAACAGGAGCAGCAGCAGCUGCUGCUGCUGCUACAGCCAAGGCCGCACGCCUCGCUUGGCUGACUCAACCCUGUGCAGCAGAGCUGCAGCAGCUGCUGCUGCAGUUGCGCCGCAAGCAGCAGCAGCAGCAGCAGCAGCAACAGCAGCAGCAGCAAAAGCCGCAACGGCAGCUGACUGCACAGACAACUCGCGUGCCUAUUACUUGA